AUGACCGAACACGAAAUAGCGGGAGGAACCGAAGAGGAGACUCCGGUUAAGACUAGAGGACGAUCGACGUCGCGAAUCGUCAGCGAAUCCGCGACAAAAACUUCUCUUACACGGAACAGAACCGCGAGCACAAAUCGAUUGUCCGGAACGCCAAGAAAGAGAACCAGAAGUUUAAAUCCCGGUAGCGCGGCUGAGAGCAGCAGCGACGUCGACGAGCGGAAACGGUCGCCCUUGCGACUCGCCAUCGAACGUGACGUCGAGAGAAUUCAGUUUCCUUCGGUCGAGGCGAGCGAGCCAAAUAAAUCCCACGCGUUCUCUCCGAUCGCGGAUCUGGAACUGGAGGACCGAGCGGAGCCGAAGCGGAGAUCGGAGAAGCAACCCGUCGCGAGCGUGCUCGUCGAGAACGAAAACGCGACGAGGAGUCAUCGGGAGAGUGCGAAUGAAACGGGAAUUGGGAAAGAAAACGUGCCUGAAGCGAGAAAGGACGCGAGUUCGAGAAAGAUCGGUUCAGAUGUCGGAAGUUCGAACGUUCUGAGGAAAGUAUCCGCUCCCAGCGCGUCGCAGAGUCCUCGCGUCGCGAAGCGGAAGGGCCUGGACAGGAACGCGAUCUUGGCCAGGGUCAAAAGCCUCGCGACUGCGUCGGGGACUGCGAAGGGGCAACGAAACAUCGAGGACUUCUUCAGGACGGACAAACCUAGGGAGCCGGCGUCCCAGAUACUCGCCAACUCGCAGAAGAUGGUGGAGAUUCGGCGGAAACUGGAGGAGAUGAAACAGCGAGACGUCGGCCAGGACGGGACGAGUAGAAGCGACGUCGUAAAGCAACCGUCUCGAGAAGAAGCGAGGAGGAAGCUUCAGAAGAAGCCGAGACCGAAGCAGCCAAGUUCAGCCGCGAAAGAGGUGAACAGAGCCUUUCUGGUGAACGGACUGGUGUACAAGAAGCCUCGACUUCCUCGGCCUAGGAGGUGGAUCACCGAUCGACUUUAUCGGUACCUUUGGAAGCUGAUGGAACCGAAGUACAAGAUGGAGACUAGAGUGGUCUCGGAGAGGUUCGUUCGCCACUUGACGGACACAACGAAGCUCAUCGAGAAACAGAAGUCGUACCUGCAGUACAAGGCGGAGCUGCACGCUCUGAUGAAGGAAAUGGCGCGGCUGGGGAUCGUGCGCACGCGUUGCGAGUUCUACAACUUCUGCCACGACUUUCUCCCGUACGACCUCCGCGUGAAAAUGGUGCCUAUGCUGCUGCCGGGCAACAGGAGGAACAUCCCCUUCGAAGCGAGCAAGCUGCACGAGCCCAUUCUGCGUGCGCGUUGA
Messenger RNA from Nomia melanderi (Alkali bee), 1311 nucleotides. Lineage: Eukaryota; Metazoa; Arthropoda; Insecta; Hymenoptera; Halictidae. The record is from RefSeq and is a predicted model, not a curated record.